Sciurus carolinensis (gray squirrel) is the source of this 998-nucleotide messenger RNA. RefSeq names its product transcription elongation factor A protein-like 4. The record is from RefSeq and is a predicted model, not a curated record. The transcript has 3 exons. NCBI's taxonomy places the organism in Eukaryota, Metazoa, Chordata, Mammalia, Rodentia, Sciuridae. Bases 209 to 811 code for a protein of 200 amino acids.
GGCUGGGGGCCAACCUGGGCAUUAGCCUCUGCGCCUGCCUGAUCGCACGCCUUACAGUUGGAUCCCUGCAUCCGCGCAGAACUCGCAGGCCUCUCCUGGGUCCACGAAGGUCUGCGCAUCUGUUGUUCCCAAAGCUCUGGGAGGCCUGCAAAAGAGGAGCGUCCCGCCAGGAUCCCUGCAGGACUGGAAAAGGAGGGGAAAUCGCGAUAUGGAAGAACUCUACAGUGAAAACGAAGAAAUACCUUCCAACCAAGGAAAGAGGGAAAAUGAAGAACAGCCACAGGAUGAGGAAAAGCCUGAAGAAGGAGCCUGUACUCUUAAAGAAAAGGAAAUGUUAGAAAAUGAUGGAAAGGCUGCAGAUAAGGAAAUUCUAAAGGAUAAGGAAAAGCCAGAGAGUGAGAGAGCAGCAAAAGAGGAAGGAAAGCCAGAGAGAGAGGGAAAGGUGGAAAGUGAGGAAAAGCCAGAGUGCUCAGGAAAGCCAGAGAAUGAAACAAAGGCUGCAGGAAAGCGCCCAGCUGAGGAUGACAUACCCAGGAAAGCCAAAAGAAAAACCAACAAGGGGCUGGCUCAUUACCUUAAAGAGUAUAAGGAGUCCAUACAUGAUAUGAAUUUCAGCAAUGAGGAUAUGAUAAGAGAAUUUGACAGUAUGGCUAAGGUGAAGGAUGACAUGAGAAAAAGCAAACAGAAAUUAGGGAGGCUUUUGUGGAUGCAAAGAAAUUUAGAGGACCCCUUCUACCCAAGGGGCCCAAGGGAAUUCAGGGGUGGCUGCAGGGCCCCACGGAGGGACCUUGAAGAUAUUCCCUAUGUGUAGCACUCCUGGCAAGCAAUAGCCAGGUCUUGUGUUUUAAGAUAAUACUUUGUUUUAAGUGUCUCCUCUGUUACCAGAAGUUCUUUUGACACUAUAGCAGCACUCACUCCGUGUUUAUGUAGGGAAUUUUCCCCAUGUGUAUUGCAAAGAUGUUGUGAUUUUUGGAGAAAUAAAGGAAUUUACAAUGUCA